UUUGCUAGACUUCACCUGUUCGCAUGCACAGUUCCACUUUUUCACCUGUAGUUGCUCUCCUCUGUCUGUGCCCAUUAAUUCUUUUGCUAGUGGGGAAAAUGGUUUCGUACGUAGUCUGCAGCUUUCUCCUAGCAUCCGUAGCGUUCCCGGGGACCUUCCUCGGAGAGGUAGUGUUUCGCUGCCCUAGCUGCAGCGCCGAGCGGCAGGCUGCAUGCCCGAAGCUCACGGAAACUUGCGCUGAGAUGGUAAGGGAGCCCGGCUGCGGCUGCUGUCCGGUUUGUGCUCGACAAGAAGGCGAAUCUUGCGGCGUCUACACCCCGCGAUGUUCCAGUGGGCUACGCUGCUAUCCAAAGCCGGAUUCCGAAUUGCCUCUGGAGCAGCUCGUGCAAGGUCUCGGACGAUGCGGACACAAAGUGGAUGUAGAGCCCACGGGAAGCCAAGAACAUCGGGAGGUUAGCGGAGAGGCGCUGGACAACGUGGAGCUCAGUCUGACAGAGAGCCCCCAAGUGAGGAAGCCCACCAAAGAGGGACCGUGGGGCGUGAAGGAGGUCGCCGUCAGGCAUCACCUGAUCGAUCUGAAGACCAAGAUGAGGACCAACAAAGUGGAGGACAGCAAAACACCCCGAUUUGUGCUGCAGAGUCAGUGCCAACAGGAGCUGGACCGGGUCCUGGAGAGGAUCUCCAAGAUGCCCUUCAGCGAAAACAGGGGCCCCCUGGAGGACCUGUACGCCAUGCACAUCCCCAACUGCGACAAGAGGGGGCAGUACAACAUGAAGCAGUGCAAGAUGUCCGUGCACGGGCAGCGCGGGGAGUGCUGGUGCGUCAACCCCCACACCGGCAGGCAGAUCCCCACGUCUCCCAUAGUGAGGGGGGACCCCAACUGCAGCCAGUACCUCAACAGCCCCGAGGCGGAGGCCCCCACCGCCUCCCAAAAAUAGCGGCGCCCCCCGACCUUCCGACGAAACGGAGGAAGAAGAGGAGGUCCCGCGUCUCAAAAGCCAAGAGAGUAACAUAGGAGAACCAGUUAUGAAACAGUUAAGCUAAAUUCUGAAUGUGCGCGAGCGUGUGCGUGCGUGCGUGCGUGUGUGUGUGUGUGUGUGUGUGUGUGGGUAUGUGAUAAUAUGUGCAUGUGUAUGCGUGUGUGUGUCUGACGCUGUGUGUGUGUCCGUCUGUCUGUUUUUGUGCGUGCGUGUUUGCGUGUAGAUUUGUUCCACGUAAAAUGCAGUCGAUCCUCAGUGACAUUGUGAGAGAAGUGAAUCCAUCAGUGUGUUUUAGGUGCAAUCAAAGCUAAAUUGCAAGUACCAAACAGACCACAUAUGGGAAAAUAAAAGGAAACUAUCACGGAU
This is a messenger RNA of Anguilla anguilla (European eel), 1346 nucleotides long. Its product is annotated as insulin-like growth factor-binding protein 2-A. The record is from RefSeq and is a predicted model, not a curated record. NCBI's taxonomy places the organism in Eukaryota, Metazoa, Chordata, Actinopteri, Anguilliformes, Anguillidae. The coding region runs from base 24 to 938 and encodes 304 amino acids. Gene Ontology annotation, molecular function: insulin-like growth factor II binding; insulin-like growth factor I binding. Gene Ontology annotation, cellular component: extracellular region. Gene Ontology annotation, biological process: regulation of insulin-like growth factor receptor signaling pathway. The transcript is spliced from 4 exons.